UUAAGGCCGUCCGGCUGCAGUGUCGUACCUAUGUCACUUUGCCUGCCUUGUAAAUCAAUACGACAAGCACGCAACUGCCACACGGCGCUAUACUCAAAGCUGCAAUCCCUCUAAAACCAGAAUUUAGGCGUCCUGCCAAGGAGCUCACAAGACCGUCUUCUUUCAGAUGAACCCGAGAGUUGUCGUCAUAUUUCUCUCGGGCCUACGCUGAUUUUUCUAUUAAGCAACCGACAUUGACAUGGAUCUUCCUGCAAAUCAUCACGCAGAUGUAUUAUCAUUCGCCUUUAGUCGCGCGGUCAACUACGAUGAGGAUCGCCCACUUUACAUUGAUGCGAAAGACUCCUCUCGCAGUCUGAGUGCCCGCCAGCUACGCCGACUGGUGCGAGCUCUGAUUGCAGGCCUGAAGCGCCAUAUCCAGAAAGGGGACUGUGUGUUGGUUCACCUGGGCAACAGCUAUGUCCACCCAGCACUCUUCUUCGGUGUCAUAGGCACGGGAGGCAUAUACCUGGGUGCUAGCCCUGACAGUCCACCCCAUGAACUCAUCAAUGUUCUUGAACUGGGAGAUCCAAAGUUGAUCAUUACAUCAAGUGAGACAUUCCAGGCUGUUCUGGAUGUCGCAACCAGCAAAGGCCUCUGUCCCGAGCAAAUCUGUCUGUUCGAAGAGUCGGCUAUUGCCAGUUUCCUAGGAUCGAGUCCCAGUAUUCCAGCCAGGAGUGCUGGGCACACCACAGUGGCACAUCUCCUCGCCCACGGCGAAGAGGACUGGAUCAAGCUUGAUGAGGAAUCCCUGGCAAGAACCACUCCGGCUGCCAUGUAUUGCACCAGCGGCACCAGCGGACUUCCCAAAGCCGCUGUUAUCACACACCACGCCAUUAUCUCCCAACAUCUGAAUAUACACUAUGAGGUUCCGUACAAAGUUAACAGAAUGGUUGUCGUCCCGAUGUACCAUCGUUUCGGGGCACUCUGGCAUACAUUCCCCGUCCGUCAUGGAGAGCCAGCGUACAUCAUGCACAAGUUCGAAGUUGGCCAGUUUCUCGAGGUCGUCCAACGCUAUCAAAUAACCGAUGUGUAUGUUGUCCCGGUCAUGGUCCACAUACUAAAUCAGACCUCUCGACCUGUAGCGGAGCUCCUGUCCCCCCUACGCAUGGUAGGCGUCUCGGGUGCCCCUAUUGAUGCAGCAUCACUGCAGAAGUUUCAAACACUGCUCCACAACGAGGCCACUGCGGCGCAGUCCUGGGGGAUGACAGAGACCGGUCCGGUAUUUGUGGGCAAGUAUGGCGAACGAUCUGAUAAAGCAACCGUCGGAAAGCUUAUCGGUGAAAACGAAGCAAGACUCCUCGACGAUCAGGGCAUCAUAAUAGACAGCGACGGCUGCCCUGGUGAGCUGUGCGUCCGUGGCACAGGCCUCUUCGCAUACUACAAGGGACGAGAUGAUGGGAUAGAUCAUGACGGGUGGUUCCGCACAGGGGAUGUAGCCUACCGGCAAGAUGGAUACUACUACCUACUCGGGCGGACCAAAGAGAUUAUCAAAGUACAAGGCUAUCAGGUAGCUCCGGCUGAAAUAGAAGCCGUUCUUUUGACACAUCCAGGGAUUGACGACGCCGCCAUCCUCGGAGUACAAUCGAGUGACAAAGGCACCGAGGUCCCCCGGGCCUUUGUCGUGAAAUCAGCAUCUGGAACUAACCUGACAGCAGAUGAUGUCUACCAAUUUGCGCGAACUCGGCUAGCGGGCUACAAAGCUUUGGACGGAGGCGUGGUGUUUGUCACCGAAAUCCCUCGAACAGUGAGUGGGAAAAUUAUCCGUACCAAACUGGCGCAGAUGAACGCUCGGCGGGACAAACUUGCCCAGAUUCUCUCCCGGAGAGUUAUCAAGGUGAUUUCUUAGAGUACUACGGAGUACUACAGAGGGUUUCCACAUUCUUAUAUGCAUACUUGCAUAUUAAAGACUAUUAUGAAGUUAAUGCCAAGCCCAGCUGCUUAUGAGACCAGGACUGGCUGCAUACAAUCUAUCUUGAAUCAAUACAGUAUUAUUAUCUAGUU
Messenger RNA from Aspergillus ibericus CBS 121593, 2040 nucleotides. Its product is annotated as adenylate-forming enzyme AfeA. Gene Ontology annotation, biological process: secondary metabolic process. Bases 239 to 1885 code for a protein of 548 amino acids. The record is from RefSeq and is a predicted model, not a curated record. The transcript has 4 exons. NCBI's taxonomy places the organism in Eukaryota, Fungi, Ascomycota, Eurotiomycetes, Eurotiales, Aspergillaceae. Gene Ontology annotation, molecular function: CoA-ligase activity.